UAUUUCACAGAUCGGAGGCGGGUUUUGGUAUUUUCGUUCUCGUGUGUUUUGCGCAGGAGCCUGCAAGGAAUGAACAGCAUUGGAGAAUUUUCGCGGCCUUUGGAGUGGAGGACUUCACGCUGAAGUUGUGGCCUUCGUGGUUACAAAACUGUAGGCCAGUGAGGACUCAACAUACAUUGUACAUCCGAGUGGUGGCAUGCAGAAUAAUUGACAACGUGAAAAUAGUAACUACAUCCUGUCUGCCCUCAUGAGACUUUGACUGAUAAGUUGCCUCUCCAGACGAGAGAAUUCAAGAUCAGCCAUCCAAGUGUGUCGAAACGGUUAGCCAUCCAAUACAAUGGCGUAUUCCCUUUAUGGCAGUCUGAAUCGGGCCCAGCUCACCUUUGAGUACCUGCACACCAACUCUACAACCCAUGAGUUUCUGUUUGGGGCCUUGGCGGAGCUUGUCGACAACUCAAGGGAUGCAAAUGCAACAAGAAUUGAUAUAUACACAGAGAAGAGGCCCGAGUUGAGAGGAGGUUUUAUGCUUUGCUUCUUAGACGAUGGAACAGGAAUGGAGCCAGGCGAGGCCACUCAUGUCAUUCAGUUUGGGAAAUCCAGCAAGAGGUCUCCUGAGUCUACACACAUAGGCCAGUAUGGAAAUGGCCUGAAAUCGGGUUCUAUGCGCAUGGGAAAAGAUUUCAUUCUUUUCACCAAGAAGGAGGACAAACUUACCUGCCUCUUUCUGUCCCGCACCUUUCACGAGGAGGAGGGUUUAGAUGAGGUGAUUGUUCCUUUGCCAAGUUGGAAUGCCAAGACAAGGCAGCCGUUUACUCAAGAUCCAGAGAAGUUUGCAAUUGAAACAGAACUAAUCUACAAAUACUCGCCAUUUAAAACAGAAGAGCAACUCUUUAGUCAGUUCAAGAAAAUCGAGGGAAACAGUGGUACACUGGUUGUGAUUUAUAACUUAAAGUUAAUGGACACUGGCGAGACAGAGCUGGAUGUCCAGACAGACCAUCAGGAUAUAAUCAUGGCGGGUGUCCCUUCAGAGGGAGUGAAGCCUGAGCGCCGGUCUUUCCGGGCGUACGCUGCUGUCCUGUACAUCGACCCCAGGAUGAGGAUCUUCAUCCAGGGACACAAAGUCCGAACCAAGAGAUUGUCCUGCUGCCUCUAUAACCCUAGAGUGUAUAAAUACACAUCAACGCGUUUCAAGACCCGUGCAGAGCAGGAGGUUAAGAAGGCUGAUCAUUUGGCUAAGAUUGCUGAAGAGAAGGCAAGGGAGGCGGAGAGUAAAGCCCGGGCCUUGGAGACCAAGCUGGGGAACGACCUGUCCAGAGAGGCCCGAGCAACGUUACGCAAGGCCCAGGACGCGGCUGCGGGCAUUCGAGCCGACGCCGACUCGAAGCGCGCCAUCCACGCAUCCAAACAGAGAGCCUUGAAGGAACCCAAAGAGCUGAACUUCAUCUUUGGGGUGAACAUCGAGCGACGAGACCAGGACGGCAUGUUUGUAUAUAAUUGCAGUCGCCUCAUCAAAAUGUACGAAAAGGCGGGACCGCAGCUUGAAGGAGGCAUGCUUCAACCAGUGCUGCUGGCAGCUGGACCAGAAAGGGACAGAGAGAGGGCGUGUGGUGGUGUAGUAGGUGUCGUGGACGUGCCCUAUCUAGUCUUGGAGCCGACCCACAACAAGCAAGACUUCGCCGAUGCAAAGGAGUACAGGCAGCUCUUGAGGGCCAUGGGCGAGCAUCUCGCUCAGUACUGGAAGGACAUUUCUAUAGCUCAGAAAGGCAUUGUGAAGUUCUGGGACGAGUUUGGCUACCUCUCGGCCAACUGGAGCGCACCGCCAGCCACAGAAAUGCGCUACAGACGACGCAGAGCCAUGGAGAUCCCAGUCACCAUCCAGUGUGAUAAGUGUCUGAAGUGGCGGACGCUGCCGUUCCAGAUGGACGCUGUGGACAAGAGGUACCCCGACAGCUGGGUGUGCCUCAUGAACCCUGAUGGCACGCAAGACAGGUGCGACGCUCCUGAGCAGAAGCAGAAUCUGCCGGUCGGUAUUCUGAGGCGGGACGUGAAGAGCACUGAGGAGAAACAGAAGGAGCUGUCUGAAAAGAUCCGACAGCAGCAGGAGAAACUGGAGUCUUUACAGAAAACCUCAUCAGUUAAGUCUUCAGCUGAUGUGAGACAGCUCCCUCUAGAGGUCAGCAUGAAGCCUGCAGAAGAGCGCAAUGCACAGGGAACCCGUUCGUCUCAGCGCUCCACUGCUGCUCGCCCUCGCUCUCCGCCCCUUCCCUCCGUGGUCCAGAGAGCUGCCGCCGCCGCCAAGCCGUCCCCAUCGCCGCGGCCCACACGGGCACCCGCUCCACCCCCGGCCACCAGAGCCAAGCCUCCACCGCCACCUCCAUCACCAGCCAAGUCCUCCCCCAGGGCCGCCGCGAGGGCUCCACCCAAACCCGUGGCCCCCACCCCCAGUCCGUCCUCCAGAGCGGCCUCUCGGAGGACCACACGGGUACCGGCGUCAUCAUCAGCUAAGUCCCCCAGCAGAACCCCAGUUAGAACAGCACCAAAACGAGGCGCCGCACAAAAGAGCCGAGUAAAGCAAGAAGAAGAAGAAGAAAAAGAGGAGGAAGAGGAGGAGGAGGAAGAAGAAGAUGAUGAGGAGGAGGAGGAAGAGGAGGAAGAAGAAGAGGAGGAGGAGGAAGAAGAGGAAGAGCCGGUCCCCAAGAAAACCAAAAUGGCUGCUCCAGCACAAAGAGGAACCAAAGCUGUGGAGAACAAGAAAAUACAGAGCAAACAAGGGAGCAGUGAAAUGGAGGUCAACAGCAGCCUUGCCGAUGAGGGUGUGAAAACAAGUGUAAAAGAUGCUCAGAAAGAUAAAGGCAUGCUGGUUGAAGCCAAGGUGAAUGGGCAGUGGUUCACUGGCCGUGUGGCAGCUGUCGAGACCGGGAAAGACAGCGUCCGCUGGAAGGUGAAGUUUGACUAUGUGCCCAUGAGCACGCCAAAAGACCGAUGGGUAUUUAAAGGAGGUGAUGACGUGCGCCUCAUGCGACCCGCUUCACCGGAAUCUCGAAGUCCCGACACCAAUCAGGGUCCUGUGCGCUCGGAGACUCCUCCCACCGCCGCCGAGCCCGACACCACCCAGAGCGGACCCAGCAAGGAGACCACCGAGGGCCUGGUCAGCAUGAUGAGGACGCUGCUUCGGUAUUUUUUCCCUCCUGAUUUCCGAAUUCCGAAGGAUUCACUGAACAACAUGACGGCAGAAGACCUUGUGGCGUUCCCCAUUAAAGAGUAUUUCCAGCAGUAUGAGGCGGGCCUGCAGAGCCUGUGUAACUCAUACCAGAGCCGUGCGGAGUCGCGGGCCAAGGCCAUCGAGGAGAAGAGCAGCGGCGCGGAGGCCAGGCUGGCCGAAACCGAGGACAAGCUCCGCAAGCUGCGCACCAACAUCGUGGCCCUGCUGCAGAAGGUCCAGGAGGACAUUGAAAUCAGCAGCGAUGAUGAGUUGGAUGCGUACAUCGAGGAUCUGGUCACCAAGGGGGAGUGAGGACCUCACUGUUGACCUGCCCCAUUUUCCGCAUUCCGUUCGCCACUUUUAUACGACCCAUUGGUUCUGAGAUUGUUUUUGUUUUUUGUUUUGUCCCCGGUUGAGGAUGGUGAGUGUGGCAGGAACGCAGUUUUUUUUUUUUUUUUUUCUUUUAGCGAAACGUUUCACUUUUCUUGGAUCUUUUAAAAUUCUUCUACUGGGCCCUGAUGCAAGAGACUCUGUAACUCUGUCCAAAAGAUUUAUUUCCUCUUCAUUUCAAUGCUGUUAUGGCACAUACAGUAUGACUGUUCUCUGAGUCUGUUUUAUAUUUUUACGGUUUGUUUUAAACAUGUAUCAUAUGGCUGAAAUGGGACACACAAUAAAUCCUUUAAAACACAUGAA
Molecule: messenger RNA, 3895 nt
Organism: Alosa sapidissima (American shad)
Lineage: Eukaryota; Metazoa; Chordata; Actinopteri; Clupeiformes; Clupeidae
Gene: morc2
Product: MORC family CW-type zinc finger 2
Exons: 29
Coding region: 338-3514 (1058 amino acids)
Cellular component (GO): nucleus
Molecular function (GO): zinc ion binding
Source: RefSeq, a predicted model, not a curated record